Clarias gariepinus (North African catfish) is the source of this 4239-nucleotide messenger RNA. It is a transcript of the gene cdh6, whose product is annotated as cadherin 6. The coding region runs from base 249 to 2606 and encodes 785 amino acids. The record is from RefSeq and is a predicted model, not a curated record. Gene Ontology annotation, biological process: homophilic cell-cell adhesion; calcium-dependent cell-cell adhesion; multicellular organism development. The transcript has 12 exons. NCBI's taxonomy places the organism in Eukaryota, Metazoa, Chordata, Actinopteri, Siluriformes, Clariidae. Gene Ontology annotation, cellular component: catenin complex; adherens junction; plasma membrane. Gene Ontology annotation, molecular function: calcium ion binding; cadherin binding.
UCUCGCGCGCAGUCAACGGAGCGCGCGCGUAACGGACACGGACUCCGGAGCUGCUGAAAGAGAGAGAGAGAGAGCGCUUUAUUCACUUUUACACCGCGGGGGUUCCCUGUGUCGGCACUUUAUCACUGAGAGAAAUAGGUGACCCCGGACUUUUGAGCCAGGCACUCAGGACUAUGAGGGUGGCAGCAACCUGCAUCAUACAGAGCUGUAACCUGGGCAGAUAGGACCAACGAAGGAAGGAAGACAAAAUGAGGACUUUGACGGUGUUUCUGUUAUGGGUCUGGGUGGCGCACUGCGCGGACGCCAUGGUGCUUUUAAGGGGAAAGGAUGCGUCCCAGCGGGAGAGGAACAUGGAGGCUCUGAAGCGCUCCAAGAGAGGAUGGAUGUGGAAGCAGUUCUUCCUGCAGGAGGAAUACACCGGUACCGAUCAUCAGUACAUCGGCAAGCUUCACUCCGAUAUGGAUCGAGGAGACGGCGCGGUGAUGUACGUCCUGACGGGCGAAGGAGCCGGGACCAUCUUCGUGAUAGACCCGGACUCGGGCGAUCUGCACGCCACGCGGAGCCUGGACCGAGAGGAGAAGCCGUCCUACACACUCCGGGCUCAGGCCGUCAACAAGAAGAACGGCCACCCUUUAGAACCCGAGACAGAGUUCAUCGUCAAACUCCACGACAUCAACGACAACGAGCCCAAGUUCGAGAAGGAGGUUUACACGGCCACCGUCCCAGAGAGGUCACACAUCGGAACUUCGGUUAUUCAGGUGACGGCCCACGACGCAGACGACGAGAUGUUCGGCAUGAGCGCCAAACUGGUCUACAGCAUCAGUCAGGGACACCCGUACUUCUCCGUCGAGUCAAACACAGGCAUAAUCCGGACGGCCUUAGGGCCCUCAGACAUGGACAGAGAGCAGAGGGAGCAUUACCAGGUAGUGAUCGAAGCCAAGGACAUGGCGGGCCAGAGAGGCGGCUUAAUGGGCUCCACUAUAGUCAACAUCACACUGACUGAUGUGAACGACAAUCCUCCUCAGUUUGAACACAAUCUGUAUGAGUUCAGCGUUCCCGAGCUGAGCGAGCCCGGCACCGAGGUCGGUCAGGUCCGAGCGUUAGACGCCGACAUCGGAGUGAACGCAGAGAUGGAUUACACACUGGUGGGCGGAGACGGCCGGGAUGUUUUUUACAUAACGGCUGACAAAGUUUCACAGAACGGCAUCAUCAGCGUCAGAAAGCCUCUCGAUUACGAGAAAAAGAACCAGUACACGCUGCAGGUGCAAGUUCGCAACACCUACCCGGACCCGCGAUACGUCAGCGUGGACGCCAAGGACAUGACCACGGUGAAAAUAAACGUGGUCGACGUGGACGAGCCUCCGAGAUUUGAGCGUCCCAGUUACGUGAUGGAGGUGAAGGAGGAUGCGGCUUUGGGCACUAUCAUCGGGUCGGUCAGCGCCGUGGAUCAGGACGCGCGCCGCAGCCCGGUCAAGUACACAAUUGAUCGGCACACGGACGUGGACCGGAUGUUUAACGUGCACGCCGGGAACGGCUCCAUAUUCCUGCAGAAGCCCCUUGACCGAGAAGACCUCGCAUGGCACAACAUUUCAGUGAUCGCAACCGAGUUCAAUAACCCCCAGCAGACGAGUCGAGUGCCCGUGUACAUCCGUGUUCUGGAUGUGAACGAUAACCCGCCGAUGCUCGGGUCCUUCCUCGACACCUUUGUGUGUGAAAACGCUAAAUCCGGUCAGAAAAUCCAAACCAUAACGGCAGUGGAUCGGGACGAGCCCUUGGAAGGCCACAGCUUCUCCUUUGCGCUGGCAUCGGAGAGCUCGGUGAAGGCCAACUUCUCAGUGCAAGACUACGGAGACAACACCGCAGGCCUUUAUACACGGAGGACGGGUUUCCGGCAAGUGCAGCAAAGCGCGUACCUGGUCGCCGUCGUAAUCUCGGACCGCGGUUUCCCCGUCAUGAGCAGCACAGGUACGCUGACGGUGCGCGUCUGUACCUGCGACCGAAACGGAAACAUGGAGAUGUGCAACGCCGAGGCGCUGAGCGGCACGGCCGGGCUCAGCACCGGAGCGCUGGUGGCUAUUCUGCUCUGCGUCAUCAUCCUGCUCCUGAUCGUUGUUCUAUUUGCCGCCCUGAAGCGGCAGAAAAAGAAGGAACCGCUGAUCAUUUCCAAAGAGGACGUCAGGGACAACGUGGUGAGCUACAACGAUGAAGGCGGCGGUGAAGAGGACACGCAAGCAUUCGACAUCGGGGCCCUGCGCCACCCAGAGGCCAUGGAGGAAAGCAGCAAACUGAGACGCGACGUCGUGCCGUCCGAGCCCCCCUACCCUCCGCCUCCCAUGCGCCGGACGGCCGUGACAUCCCGAGACAACUCGGACGUGAGGAACUUCAUCAGUCAGCGCGUCCAGGAGCACGACAGCAGCCCCGCGGCACCGCCUUAUGACUCCCUGGCCACCUACGCCUACGAGGGCGAGGGCUCGGUCGCCGAAUCGCUCAGCUCGCUCGGCUCGGGAUCGUCUGAAUCACCGCACGACUACAGCUACCUGAACGAGUGGGGGCCGCGCUUCAGGAAGCUCGCCGACAUGUACGGGGCCGACGAAUGGGACUCCUAACCUUGCCUCGCCUCGGCUUCCCGUAAAGUGGAAUCCUUGAUCAAGUCUUGUAUUUCUCGCAAAAAGUGGAAUUCUUACAAAGUGCCCUUGUUUUUCGCCCCAAUUCGGUCCAGCAGACAGACAGACAGAGAGAGAGACAGGAAGACGUCUCGAAGGCUUUAAACCACGGAGUCGUAGCGUAACCCGACGACUUUUCCGCAGCUCGCUCGAAACGUCACAGCUGAGGCGUAUCUUCCCGGAUAAAACGACAGGAAAUCGUAAUGACUUUACCAAAUAAGGAAGUGCUACGGAAUUACCGUGGAAUUCAGUAUUCCUGAGAAACGCCUCGCUCAGCGUGAACGGAAAGUCAAAAGGUUUACGAAGGACCAGACUUUUUAACGAAGCGUCUGUGAAAACGUGAAGCAGCCAAAGCUACGUUAGUUAGCAGGCGUUAACGAACCCGGAGCUCUGAUUAGCCGAGUGUCGAUCAUCUGUACGGUUUUCCUUUUUUUUUUCUUUUUUUUUGGGACUUCUCAGUAUUAGUUUUUCGAUGUAUGUAUGUAUCUGUCAGUGCUUUCCCGAGCAGACAUGGUGCUUCAGAAAUUUGGGUCGGGCAAAAGGUGUUUUCGUGAUUGGCACCCGUUUUCAUCAUCUACUUGAGAAAACGCCAGAAGCUUCCAAUUAUCUACUCGCUCGUAGGCAGGAAAUGUGACUCGCAUUUUUUUUGGCACACGUCUCAACCGCAUCCCACCAUCUUACAUUCCCUUUACACGAGCAGCCUAUUUACAAAAUCACAACAACAACAAGGACGAAAAAUUACAUGAAUUCAUUUCCAAGAGUUAUAAUUUUUUUUUUUUAAGAAAAUUGAAAGAAAUCAAAAUGUUGUCCUUUUAUCAAACAUCCGAAUUUAUAAAUAUUCCUCACACUUAUGCUAGGAGUGUUAAUAACCACAUCCCUAUACACGUCCUCUCCUCUUCUCUCUUGGUUUUUUUGUUGGUUUUUUGUUAGUAAUACUAACAACACAACCACCCCAAGAUGAUUCAUCCCCUCUCUGAAUGAUAAUCGCAGCGGUCCCGAUGUUGAGUUAUGACUGGGAUGUUCAAAUAAAUCACCGCUCUUAUAUUUUUGCCCUCUGUGCCAGCUACAAAAAUGAGUCUAGAAAUUGCAUUCGCCCGCCUCCGUUAUCGAGGGGAUGAAAAGAGGUUAUUUUUUAAAAGAAUAUACAUACGAGCGUAAGCUGGCUUCUGAGGCAACGGGUAAAUAUUUGUGGUUUAGGCGCACAGAGUUCACCUGCAAUAUUCCCGUGCUUUUGUCAGUGAUAUACUGUAAAAAUAAAGGUGAUGCUAACUCAUGUUGUACAAAAAAAAAAAAAAAAAAAACAACACAAAAAAAACACGUGGUUUUAUGAAACAGUGCGUUGUCGCCAGUGGUUUUUUCGGAAGACUAGACGAUGUCCAUGUACUACUUUGCUUUGUGAUAUUUUGUACUGAAUAUUUAUAUAAAACAUAACACGACUAAAUAUAUUCUCAAUCAAAAAUCCGUACAUCCGUACAUGUUGUUGUUUUAAAUGUGUGGAGUAAAAAAAAAAAAAACAGCUCGUAUGAUGUACAGAUUUCCUCUUAUUACAAUAAAUGUUCUCUUUUACAGAAAAUAA